Molecule: messenger RNA, 2611 nt
Organism: Seminavis robusta
Lineage: Eukaryota; Bacillariophyta; Bacillariophyceae; Naviculales; Naviculaceae
Source: the annotation of a GenBank genome assembly
CGUCAUGACCAGAAAGCACUGAAACUGAAUGCAGACGGUCAAUCACACUUCGUGGUGUGCUUUUGUGGUCUUUUGGUAAAAGCCAACAUCCACCCCGUUUGACAAAAGGAGAAGCGCUCAGAGUACAGAAAGAGCACAGCAGGAGCGCUCAUGCAAAGACGAAGGCUGUGACAACCGUGACAACAACAGCAAAAGAAAAGAGUGCCCUGCUUCCCCUUAUUAGCUUGCUUCAUACAAUCUCUUCCACCGGUACGAGUACUUUGAAGUAAUCAUUACGAUGAUUUCAUCAGUUCCGAGCAACGCAGCUGAUGGAUUGGAGGAAUUGACCUCCAACGAAGGAACGGAGGAAGAGAAGGCAGACUGCAAAAAUCUACCUGAUCACGAAAAUGAUGUUGGUGCGGAAUUGCGUGCGACGGAGAAAGAAGAGCUUACGAUGCCAUCGGCCGAAAGCAGUGCCAAUAGGACGCCUGUGGUCUUCCCAAGUACCUUUAGUAAACCGACUGGAUCAUUGAAAGAAGUUAAGGACGUCAAUGAUUCCCGGGGUAGCGAUCAAAUUGGGAAAGGCGUUCUCAAACAGAGUGGUAACCUUCAUGACUUCAAAAGUCGACCUGUUACGACUCGUAAGCCAGGAUCCGAAUGGCAGCAUUCGCCGAGCACAAACAAAAGAUUUCCGAAAAGUGAUCAUGGGGCUGCUCAUGUCGAUAUGCCCACACAUAUGGGAGUCGUACUCGAAGGAGACCAGCGCGAGCAUGAAAGGAUGGAAGAAGGACGAAUGGAUGCUGCAUCCUGUCCAGAUCACAAUAUAGAAGCCUUUGGAGAGUACCUUGCUUCGUCCAUUGAACCGCUGCCUUCUCCAAACUUAGGGAUGCGAGUGCCCUCAGAACCAGGGGCCUUUGCUCAACCUGGACCACAGUCAUGUAGAAUCAACAGUGAGCCCUUCACAAUUGACACAGCAAGUAACAGGAGUCACCAAGACCACAGCGAAGAUCCAUCAGCAGAUUUUCCAGAAAUGGACGAUUUGGUGGUGGCCAGGCCUGUCAACGUGUCCACCAUCAAUGAGGCAGAACCAGUGGAUCCAAAGGAGAGAAGCGCAAACAGCAAAAAGGCAACCCGGGCAUGGCGUUUUUUGACUUGUUUGUUGCUACUUGCUCCUCUGACUGCUGUGCUUACUGUCAUCCUUGUGGCAAGGAAGCAAUCCCAUCCAAAAGACAACAUCACUGAUGAACUGGGCCAUCCAAUAACCAACAUCAGUCACGAUGAAAUCGAAACACCAAUCAAAUCAAGAUUUGACUUGCCACUUUCCCUGCCCAAUAGCACCAUGACUCUUAUGCUCUAUGAUGACUCUGGUGCCAGCCCUCAAUCCAAAGCAUAUGAAUGGCUGAGAGCCGACCCGCUGGUAUCAGAAUACACAGAAGCACGUCUUGUUCAAAGGUUUGCUAUUGCAACUUUAUACUACUCUCUUGGAGGGCCAGAAUGGUUGGAGCAAGGAGGAGGUACAACCACAAUCACUGUGGACGAAAUAUUACCUGGAAACCACCGGCAGCUACAGCCAAAUGUGUCCACAGCAGCGCCACAGCUGUCUAAUUCAUCACGCCCACAAGGAACAUCCCAAGGCAGUGGACGGCCACCGCCCAAUGGGCCACCGCCAGGCCCAAUGAGGCCCACAAUCAAGCAUGUCAACAUAACAUCAGCUAAAUGGCUGUCAUAUGGUAUUCCUGAAUGUGAGUGGUUCUCCUUGGGCUCUCUUAAUAGCAAGGAAGUUUGCAAUGAAGAUGGAAGCUUUCGCAACUUGCACAUACUGCAGAACAACCUUGUUGGGACUCUUCCUGAAGAACUCAUGCUCAUGACAUCACUACAGAGUUUGAAGCUUGCAAGAGGCCAAAUUGGUUCCACCAUCUUCACUCAAAUAGGUCAAAUGACACAGCUAACCAAUCUGAGGCUCUUCAGUCUGGACCUAACUGGGACAAUCCCAUCUGAAGUUGGAUUGCUCUCAAACACUUUGGAAGGAUUGUCAUUGUUGGAUAACCAGCUGACUGGAUCUUUGCCAGAGCAGCUUUGGCAACUGUCACAUCUUAAAACAAUCAUAGUGGGCCGCAACUCCUUCGGUGGAUCAAUUGCCUCAGAUAUUGGCUAUCGCAUGCCGAAAAUCCAAACUGUCAUGUUGGAUAGAAAUCAGUUCAGUGGGGUCAUUCCAUCAUCACUUGGGUUGUGCACAAACCUGAAAGUAGCAGACUUUGAUGGCAAUCCAUUCAUAGGUCAAAUUCCUUCCGAGCUUGGUCAGGCGCAGCUAAUGCACCGUCUCUUCCUUGCGGACACAAACUUGUCCGGAUCCGUUCCCUCUGAACUUGGACUGCUGACUGGUUUGAGAGAACUGAGGCUCUCUAACAACCCAAUGAUUAACGGAUCAAUACCUCUGGAACUGGAGCAGCUGAAUGAGUCCAUGCAUACCUUGCUUUUGGAAGGCACAUCCCUCACAGGCACCAUUCCUCAGGGGCUCUGUGGUCUUCACAGGUUGUCCUUCGACUGCUCUCCCGUACUCUGCGGGUGUGACUGCCCCUGCUCCCCAUGACCUUCGGUACUAAAAGCCAUCAUAAAUGUUUUAUUCAGUGUG